ACUCCUCCUCUUCAUUCAUCACCUCUCCACCGUCAGCUGCUUCCUGGAAGAUCCCAAGCGAAGAUGAGUUUCUACGAUGACAUUUACCCAUUCUACCCUCUACAAAGGACCCCCUUCAUCUUCAGUGGCAGCCUGCUUGCCAUUAUUCUGGUUUUCCUUGUGCUAGCAGCAAGUCUUCUUCUCAUUCUGCCAGGGAUACGAGGGAGGUCGCGACUGUUCUGGAUGGUUAGAAUAAUAACCAGCUUGUUCAUUGGUGCCGUGAUAGUGGCACUCAACUUUACUAGCGACUGGGCUGAGGCAAGAAUGACCACUAAUGCCACCUACAAGUCUUUCAGCAGCGCCGUGAUUAACGCUGACGUUGGCCUUCAUGUCGGAUUAUAUGGAAUUAAUGUUACGCUAAAAGGAAAUCCUGUUGUUCAGUUUAAUGAGACUAUAAAUUACAAUGAGAUGUUCAGCUGGCAUGACUCCAUUGAUGAAGAGUAUAAAGAAGCUCUGGAGAAAGGCCUGCCCAACCCCAUCCUGUACAUCGCUGAGAAGUUCACCCUCGGCAGCCCGUGUGGACUCAUCUUUCAGUACAGAUACUCCGGACGAUACGCCUCAGCAACACUGUGGACUGCAUUUUGCUGCUGGUUAGUGGCAAAUAUCCUCUUCUCCAUGCCGGUCAUUCUCUACGCAGGCUACAUGAUGAUGGCCACCGCCGCCUUCAUCUUCUUCUCCAUGGCCUCCUUCUCCACCAUCAUGAAUGUGCCACAGUGUAUCUUCUCUAUUGGAAUGUACUCUUUCCAAACUGAGUACAGUCACUCUUUCUGGCUGGCGCUGGCUACAGGUGUGCUGUGCUCAGUCAUUGGGAUCCUGGUGGUGAUAUUUAACUUUGUGGUACCAGAGAAGAUGAACGAAGCUUUUAGCGUCGGUGUGGACAGUUAUGAAGAUGAGGACGUGUCUUUUGGAGAGAGCUACAUGAAUUCUGCAUUCCUUGAUAAAGUGACGAUUUCACCUUUACCAAUAAAAGCCACAGUGGAGCAUAUAUGAUUCCAUCCAAGUUUCCAGCAGGCAGCUAUUCCAGACGAUACUUGAACAGAGCUUUCUGAAUGUGUCUAAAUUUACACUACUUUUAAUCUAUGUGAAGUGUUGUGUGUAAAUGACUCACAGUUGCAGCAAAUAUUUAUAAAACUAUUCAAAAAAAUGUAACUGUCAUGUUAUAGAAGUCAUUAAUACAAUCUAUGUGUGUAUGGGAUCCAUACAAAUUGUAUAUACAUUGAUCAGGAAGGCUCAUAAAGCCCAUAUUGCUCCGUUUUCUGUAAAAAUGGAGUCUGACUCAUACUGUAAAUAUAAUUAUUAGUUAGAUGUUCUUUCAUUUUAUCCUGACUAGACUGUAGACUGUAGACUGAAAAUGUGCAGGACACACAUUGAGUCCAAUAUGUUAAAUUUACAGAUUGUUUUUGAGCAAAGUGACAGUUUAAACUCUGAAUAAGUGUAUUUCAGAUUUUCUCUCUGUGUAACCCUGUUUUUGCAGUCUCACAUGAAUAAAAUGAAGCCCAACAGUCAUCAGU
Molecule: messenger RNA, 1550 nt
Organism: Thalassophryne amazonica
Lineage: Eukaryota; Metazoa; Chordata; Actinopteri; Batrachoidiformes; Batrachoididae
Gene: duoxa
Product: dual oxidase 2
Exons: 8
Coding region: 64-1029 (321 amino acids)
Biological process (GO): protein transport
Cellular component (GO): endoplasmic reticulum membrane
Source: RefSeq, a predicted model, not a curated record